AUGUCUCUCGCUCAAACCAAAGUCCUUUUCACCGGCGCAACAGGCUACAUUGGGGGCUCUGUGCUGAACAGGCUUCUGUCGCGUCCAGAUGCCAGCAAAUUCGAGUUCACCGCCGUUGUUCGUGACGCCAAGAAAGCUGAGACGCUGCGCUCGUUUGGCGUGAAGACCGUGAUUGGCUCGCACUCCGAUGCAUCUCUAAUGGAGGAUCUGGCGAGCAAGACGGAUAUGGUUAUUGCAACGGCGGACUGCGACGAUCUUGUUGCCGCGAAGGCGACUUUGGCUGGCCUCAAGAAGAAGUUCCAGUCGAGUGGUGUCCCGCCGGUCUAUAUCAACACCUCAGGGACAGGGGUGCUGACUGAAGACUCUAAAGGACUUGUCCUGAGCGAUACGAUUUACGAUGACACCAACCCUGCCCAAAUUGCCUCCCUAGCAGACACCCAAAUGCAUCGCAACGUCGAUUUGGCUGUAACGAAUGCUGACACAGAAGGAUAUGUGAAGAGCUUCAUCGUCCUUCCCGCCAUCAUCUACGGUUAUCCCACAGGGCGAAUCAUAGAGUCUGGGAUCCAGAAUGGCCAUUCGAUUAUCCAGCCGAUGCUCCUUCGCACUGCCCUCGACCGCGGCAGGAUUGGUGUAGUCGGCCAGGGAAAGAACAUGUGGCCCAACGUCGAACUCCAUGAAGUUACAGACUUGUUCAGUCUUCUGAUCGACGCAAUCGCCUCAAACCCACAGCUCGACCAUGGACCCAACGGCUAUUACUUUGCUGAAAAUGGCGAGCACACAUCCUACGAGCUGUCCGUUGCCUACGGCAAGGUGCUGGCCGCCCUCGGCAAGCUCGACAAUCCAGAGCCCACUUCAUACACCCAAGAAGAGCUGAACAAGUACUUCGGGGGCUCUGCUGUCUUGGGCACCAACGCGCGAUGCCGCGCCAACCACGCACGGGCGGUCCUCGGCUGGAAGCCAGUCAAGACCACCAGCGAUUUCUUUGCCAGUCUCGGGCCCGAGGUGGAGCGCUUGCUGAAGAGAAACCAGAAGUAA
Mycena indigotica is the source of this 1035-nucleotide messenger RNA. RefSeq lists its product as uncharacterized. The transcript has 7 exons. NCBI's taxonomy places the organism in Eukaryota, Fungi, Basidiomycota, Agaricomycetes, Agaricales, Mycenaceae. Bases 1 to 1035 code for a protein of 344 amino acids. The record is from RefSeq and is a predicted model, not a curated record.